AUGUCACACCUCGUAUCCUCAUCCGCAAAUCACUCCAGUGAGCCCAAAGCGGGAGACUCGUCACGGACCGUGCGUGGGCCGAGCUCUAGCGGAGGUGGGAACUCGAGUCGUGCCAAACAGCCGGCGGGCAAGGGCAAGAAGAGCAUCUACACCAACCUCGCUGUACCGAGCAGCACUGAUCCCAACGUCAAGUAUUACAAACCCAAUUUCACAUACCACGAGCUGAUCACGCACGAAAUCAAGCGGAGCUUUGAAGGCCGUCUACAACUCAGUGAGAUUUAUCGCCGGAUCUCGGAGCGAUAUCCGUACUUCAAGCUCGGCGAACCGGGAUGGCAGAACAGUAUCCGGCAUAACCUGUCAUUAAAGAAAUGCUUUGUGAGAGUGGACAGGCCGACGGAUGCACCUGCAGACAAGUCGGGCAAGGGAGGAUGGUGGACCUAUGUCGCUCAAGGGGAUCCAGAUGGCCGUGGGGGUCGAAAGGGAAUGUCUGGCAAGGGUACGGGGGAAUACCGCAAAGGACAGACGCCUAGCGAUAUUGCCUCCCGGUCCGGCUCACCAGAGGAAGGGGUAGGAAGCCGAUCCGACGGUAUGGCGUUUGAAGGUCAGGAUGCGAUGUCGGCGUUGACCGGUGGAGCGUAUGCGGGCAACGGGGUGGCCGGUCCCGGUCAGGACGGAGCGGCAAGAUCUGACGGAUCUUAUGCGGAUCAAGCUCAGACUCUGGCCAUGGCCGCACACGUAUUGAAUGGGUAUCAUCCAGAACAGCACCCACAACAUUUACAUCAACAAAACAUGCAAGGCGGAUCUCGACAUUGA
Filobasidium floriforme is the source of this 813-nucleotide messenger RNA. RefSeq lists its product as uncharacterized. Gene Ontology annotation, biological process: regulation of transcription by RNA polymerase II. The record is from RefSeq and is a predicted model, not a curated record. Gene Ontology annotation, molecular function: RNA polymerase II cis-regulatory region sequence-specific DNA binding; DNA-binding transcription factor activity, RNA polymerase II-specific. The transcript is spliced from 2 exons. The coding region runs from base 1 to 813 and encodes 270 amino acids. NCBI's taxonomy places the organism in Eukaryota, Fungi, Basidiomycota, Tremellomycetes, Filobasidiales, Filobasidiaceae.